This is a messenger RNA of Temnothorax curvispinosus, 1595 nucleotides long. RefSeq names its product hormone receptor 4-like. Lineage: Eukaryota; Metazoa; Arthropoda; Insecta; Hymenoptera; Formicidae. The annotation marks the transcript as partial. The transcript is spliced from 8 exons. The record is from RefSeq and is a predicted model, not a curated record. Gene Ontology annotation, biological process: regulation of DNA-templated transcription. Gene Ontology annotation, molecular function: sequence-specific DNA binding; DNA-binding transcription factor activity; zinc ion binding.
AUGUAAAGGCUUCUUCAAGAGGACCGUGCAAAAUAGACGGGUGUACACGUGCGUGGCGGAGGGAGGCUGCGAGAUUACGAAGGCGCAGAGGAACAGGUGUCAGUACUGCCGGUUCAAGAAGUGCAUCGAACAGGGUAUGGUCCUGCAGGCGGUUCGGGAAGACCGGAUGCCUGGAGGGAGGAAUUCUGGUGCAGUGUACAACCUUUACAAGGUGAAGUACAAGAAACACAAGAAGAGCAACAAGGCGGGCGGUGUCGGCGGCGGCAUGGGUGGCGGCGGUAACGUCGGUGGUGUGAACGGCUCGGGAACCCUCGGGGGUACCAAGGGUGCUAUGGGCACGACGAUGCUGGACAAGCACAUGGCCGCGGCUGCAGCUGCCCAUCAUAGCCAGCAGCAGCAGCAGCACGCCCAACUGGCCGGUAGUUUCCUCCAUCAUCACAAACUCUCGUCGGGCGAUCCACUCAACUCGCCGCCCACCCCCAGCCACCCAAACCACCCCGCGCAUUCAGGUCAUCUCGUCAACGGGACUAUCCUGAAGACGGCGCUCACCAAUCCCUCCGAAGUGGUGCAUUUACGACAAAGGCUAGACAAUGCAGUAAGCAGUUCGAGGGAUCGAGUAUUUCCUCUGGACGCAACCUUACACAUGAUUCAAACCCUUAUAGACUGCGACGAGUUUCAAGAUAUCGCCACAUUGAGGAACUUGGACGAGCUGCUGGACCAUAAUUCAGACUUAAGUGACAAGCUGUGUCAGAUAGGAGACAGCAUAGUGUACAAGUUGGUGCAGUGGACCAAAAGGUUACCGUUUUACCUUGAGCUGCCGGUCGAAGUUCACACGAGGCUGCUCACCCACAAGUGGCAUGAACUUCUUGUGCUGACUACAUCUGCCUAUCAAGCGAUGCAUGGUCAGCACAGGUUGACGAAUGUCGCUACUGAUGGGACGGGUGCAGACUUUAUGCAAGAAGUAACGAACAACAUGUAUACGUUGCAAAGGUGCCUAACCAGCAUGAUGGGUCGGCCGAUAACCAUGGACCAAUUGCGGCAAGAUGUAGGGCUUAUGGUGGAAAAAAUCACGUAUGUCACGCUAAUGUUCAGGCGGGUGAGGCUACGAAUGGAGGAAUAUGUCUGUCUAAAAGUAAUCACUAUGCUCUCACAAGCAAUUGGAGACACGAAAUCACGAGGAAGUACUUUGGAAUUAGAACAGAUACAAGAACGGUACAUGAGCUGUCUGCGAAGUUUUGUCGAGCACAGCGCUCCUCAGCAGCCGAGUCGAUUUCAUGAUCUUCUUGUCAGGUUGCCCGAAGUACAAUCGGCGGCGACUUUACUACUCGAGAGUAAAAUGUUCUACGUUCCUUUCCUAUUGAACUCAGCAAUUCAAAGAUAGUAAAUAAACAAAGUGACGAUAAACGAAGCUGAAUACCUAUAUACAUACUAUACAUACGUUAUAAAUAUAUACACAGAAAAAAGUAAAAGAACCGAACAAACCGGCAAGCAACAAAUGAACAGAAAAAUAGAAAGAGUCCAGUGAGAGAGAAAAAGAGACGACUCAAACCGAAUGGGGAAAGGCUUUGUUUGCGUAUGUAUAAUAAAUAUAUAAA